GGUUUCCGGGAGUCGGUGGCGAUGGCGUCAUCACCGAGCGCCGGGCCGACGGCAUCGCGGAGGUCGGCUAUGUGACCAGGAAACAUGCUGAGCCGGCUUCAGGAACUGCGCAAGGAGGAGGAGACGCUGCUGCGGUUGAAGGCAGCCCUGCACGACCAGCUGAACCGCCUCAAGGUUGAAGAAUUAGCCCUCCAAUCAAUGAUCAGUUCUAGAAGAGGGGAUGAGAUGCUGUCUUCUCACACUGUACCUGAACAGUCACAUGAUAUGUUGGUGCAUGUAGACAAUGAAGCAUCAAUCAACCAAACGACCCUGGAGUUGAGCACAAAGAGUCAUGUGACGGAAGAGGAGGAAGAAGAGGAAGAAGAAGAAUCAGAUUCCUAAAGAAGGGGGAAAGCCAGGCUGGUGAAAUGCACAUCUGAACAGAGACAGGCAUGGGAAGGAGGCCUGAAAGUGACAUGGCAAACCACUGGGCAGGGGACUCGCUCUUUGCUGCUUCCUAAACACUUAGACGCCAGCAGCAUGGGUUGGUGUGCUGGGCUGGUGAAGGCCGAUAGUGGAGCAGAGCCAACCUGCAAAAUCCACUUCCUCAGCAUCAGAUCUCUUGAUAAAAGCAUGAACCUGCAUGUAAGGAAACGAGAGAACGUGGUGUUAAAAAGAAACAACAACAAAAACACCCACCAGGAAGGAAAAUCCCAAGAGUUUCAGGUCUAGAGCUUGUGCUGCACUUGGAAGGAGCACCUGGCACCUGCCCCUAAGCAGCAGUGGGGCCAACUGCAGACCCAAAGACCCGCUCCAUCAGCCAUAGCAGCUGUGAGGCCUUGGGCAAGUCACCUCUUGGAGCCUACUCUUGCAGUAUGGACACAGUAACUCUGCCUUAAAUGCUUCACCGGCUUGUUAGAAGGGACAACGAAAAUGAUGGACUUAGUGCAUACUAUGCACAGUCUGGCUCUCCAGAUAUUUACAGUAUUACUUAGCUAACCCCACUGCCACCAAACGAAACAGCAGGCGGAGGGUGACUCAGGAAGGAGGCUGAAUGUAAGGUGAGGCCGUCAGUAUUAGGGAAAGGCUCCAUCCCCAUGAAGGGGGUGGGCUGACCUUUUCUUUCCCAUGGCCCCCUAAGGCCUUUCUCUGGCAUGCUUACUCAGGCUGCAGGGGUCACCCCAGCUUUCCCUUAAACUGAUGGGAGGGCAGAGGAGACUGGUGUUUGGUAUUCUGCAGCCCCAGGCUCAGCUGGACCACAGUGGGCAGGGAAUGAAUGGGCUCUGGAAGUACUGCACAGGUGACUGACAGAGAACAACAAAUGAAUAAACAGGUACUGUAAGAAUCUGGAAUAAAUGGACUCACCAUGAGUUGCUUCAAA
Messenger RNA from Mandrillus leucophaeus (drill), 1360 nucleotides. RefSeq names its product small nuclear RNA activating complex, polypeptide 5, 19kDa (gene SNAPC5). Gene Ontology annotation, cellular component: nucleus. NCBI's taxonomy places the organism in Eukaryota, Metazoa, Chordata, Mammalia, Primates, Cercopithecidae. The record is from RefSeq and is a predicted model, not a curated record. The transcript is spliced from 4 exons. Gene Ontology annotation, biological process: transcription initiation at RNA polymerase III promoter; transcription by RNA polymerase II. Bases 85 to 381 code for a protein of 98 amino acids.